Papaver somniferum (opium poppy) is the source of this 3478-nucleotide messenger RNA. RefSeq names its product putative transcription elongation factor SPT5 homolog 1. Bases 848 to 3310 code for a protein of 820 amino acids. Gene Ontology annotation, biological process: regulation of transcription by RNA polymerase II; regulation of DNA-templated transcription elongation; transcription elongation by RNA polymerase II. The transcript has a single exon. The record is from RefSeq and is a predicted model, not a curated record. NCBI's taxonomy places the organism in Eukaryota, Viridiplantae, Streptophyta, Magnoliopsida, Ranunculales, Papaveraceae. Gene Ontology annotation, cellular component: DSIF complex. Gene Ontology annotation, molecular function: mRNA binding.
UGAGGCAUACUCAAUUUGAGCCGAACUUUGUGUAUUUUGCCUAGGUUCGGCUGACAACUUCAGCCGAACGUAUGCCUCGAAACAUUUUGGUAUGUCUCAAAACAGGUUUCAAACUCAAGGAUGACGGCUUCAUUGGUGUGGACGAAUAAACUAUUUUCAUGGGCCUUUCAAGUUUUCGUUAAAGCCUAGUCAAGGGUUUUGGACUUUUGGUCCUUCGGAUAAUACCCGCUCAUUUUCCGCAUAUACAUUCACACUCAGAACCCUGUUCUGUCUUCAUCUCGAUUCCCAUUUCGAUUCCCCCAAAUUCGAAACCCUAAACUCAUCUUCUAAGCUGUAACGGAUCUAAUAUGCUAGAGUUGUCAAAGCGAUGAAGAUUAAGGGUUUGUUAGUCCCAGCUGUGCAAGUAAAUAAUUUAACUCAAACUCUAGUUUCUGAAGUUAAUGAAGACCAACAAUGGAGUCCUUUUUUUGGUUGGGAAUCUGGUGGAGAAGGAAUCACAAUCAUACUAUUUGCAGAAAAAGAGUACUGUAGGAAGAUGGGGAGUGAGGAGAAGGAGAAAGGGUGUGAGACUAAUUAAGGGAAUUGAGGAUUACAUAAAGUUGAAGAUUUAAAGAUGAGCAAAUGGAGGUUGAAGGAAGAGAAUUGCUGAAUUGGAAGAUUUUUAGAAAUAGAACUCAAUAUAGAACCCCCAUUUUAAGUCGGUUUCAAGUCAUACACCGCCUCAAACUUCAGAGGAAUUCUGAAUAUGGAAACCGCCCCCAACUAGUAUAAGUAUCACAUCCCAGGCACUUCAAUUCCUCACAAACAAAUUUACUACUACAAAAAUCUUUUGUAAGUUGCAGAGCAUAUGAGAAUGGCGAAAGACAAAACCCUUGUUCAGAAUCGUGAUGAUGAAGAGGAAUUUUCAGAAAAAGAAGAGUAUAAGAUUCACGGCAGAAGGAAAGCAAGUAAUGGCGGUCGUGGCGGUGGUAAAAGUAGGGGUGGUUCGAGUAGGAAACGAAUGAGGUCAACAUUUGUAGAUGAUGUUGCUGAAGAAGCUGAUGACGAUGAAGAAGAAGAGGAGGAUGAUGAUUAUUAUGAAAAUUAUGGAGAAAGUAGGAAGAAGAGGAAACAAAAUUCUGCUGCUGCGCCAUUCAUUGACGACCAAGCAAUUGUUGCUAGUAGUGAUGAAGACGAGUCGACUGAUGGAGAAGGAGAAGAUCCCUUUAUAGUUUCUAAUGAUGAACAAGAAGAUGAUGAUGACAGGAGGAAGGGACAUGGAUACAAGCCUCAUCCUUGGUUUUCUGAUGGUGAAGAAGAUAUCGAAGAGAUCGAGAGAAGAAUUCAACAACUGUAUCAAAGCUAUGAUGUAGAAAUUGAUGAGGCAGAUAUCAAUGAUGUCGAGCAGCAAUCUCGUUUGCCGUCAGUUAAGGAUUCCAAGUUGUGGACAGUGAAAUGUGCGAUUGGUCAUGAGCGAGAGGCAGCUUUUUGCCUUAUGCAGAAAUGUGCCAUUGAUCAACCUGGGAUGCAUAUAAGGUCUGCCAUCGCUCUUGAUUAUCUCCAGACCUACAUCUACGUCGAAGCUGAUAAGGAGGCACAUGUCAGAGAGGCUUGCAAAGGUCUCAAAAUGUUAGAUACCAGAAAAAUAGUGCUUGUGCCGAUUAAAGAGAUGACCGAUGUGGUUUCAGCAAAAGGCAAAGCCCUUGACAUUGUGAAGGAUAUGUGGGUGCGAAUGAAGAUCGGGAUAUACAAAGGGGAUAUUGCAAAAGUUGUUAGUGUGCCUGAUAUGCGACAAAGGGUUAUGCUUAAGCUAAUUCCAAGGGUUGACUUACAAGCUGUUGCCGACAAAUUAGAUGGUAGAAAAGUUUCGAAGAAGGCAAUCAUUCCGCCUCAACGUCUUGUGAAUUCAGGUGAAGCAAGAAACCUUAACAUACCAGUAGACUCUAGGAGGGAACGAAGCACUGGAAUUUCUUUUGAUGUGAUUGAUGGGAAGACGUUUAAAGAUGGUUUCCUAUAUAAAACAGUAUCGGAGAAAUCAAUUGAAUACCAAAAUAUUCAACCAUCUUUCAAUGAGCUUGAAAGAUUUUGUGAGUCUGGUAUGUCCACUUCACUGGAAAACAGGAGAAAAUUCCAUUAUAUGAAGGGUGAUGCUGUUAUUGUUGUCAAAGGAGAUCUCAUAAAUCUGAUGGGAUGGGUUGAGAAAGUGGAAGACGAUAACCUCCAUAUCAAACCAAAUCGGAAGGACCUGCAUACAACAAUUGUUGUGAAUGAAAAUUAUGUUUGCAAAUACUUCAAGCUUGGGGAUCAUGUGAAGGUCGUCUCUGGUGCUCAUGAAGGUGCAACCGGUACUGUCAUUAAGGUUAACAGUAAUGUGCUCAUUUUAGUAUCUGAUGCGACUAGGGAGGAUAUCAGUGUUUUUGCUGACAACGUCGUGGAUAGCUCUGAAGUAGCUCCUGGAGCUACUACCAGAAUUGGAGAUUAUGAAUUACAUGACCUUGUCAUGCUUGCUGACAUGAGCUUUGGGAUGAUUAUACGAUUAGAGAGUGAAUCACUUCAAGUGCUGAAGGGAGAUCCAGAUAGACCUGUGGUUGCAGUAGUGAAGUUGAGGGACAUCAAAUAUAAGAUAGAUGAUAGGAGGAAUACCGCCAAAGAUCGUUCCAGAAAUGACGUGUCUGUGAAAGAUAUUGUGAAGAUUCUCAUGGGUCCUUGCCAAGGGAAACAAGGUUCUGUCGAACAUAUACGUGGAGGUAUAUUGUUCACAAAUGACCGCCAUCACAUGGAGCAUUCUGGUUUUAUUUGUGUGCAAGCAGAGUCUUGCAUAGUAAUGAGAGGCUCAAAUGCCAAGGUUUCCCUGCCCUCAAGAUGUGCAACUUCAAGACAGACAGCUUAUAUUCCCCCUUCACCAAGAAGAUAUUCUACAGGACCUCCAUUAGAUUCUGGGGUGAGACAUAGGGGAGCUGCUGCUGGGCGAGGAGGGCGUGAUAAUUUUGUUGGUAGCAUUGUGAAAAUCCGUCUUGGAAACUUCAAGGGAUGUGGUGGUCGUGUUGUGAGCCGCAAUGAUCAAUUAGUUCGGGUUGAAUUGGAGUCUCAGAUGAAAACGGUUACAGUUAAACGUGAGGAGAUAUCUGUAGACGCGGGUGUUUUCACUUCAUCCAGUGAAGCACCUCAACAAGGUAUUGGAAGUCAGACACCCAUGCAUCGAGCACAAACUCCACUGCACCCAUAUAUGACUCCUAUGAGAGAUCAAGGCGGAGAAACACCAGUACAUAGUGGUAUGCGGACGCCUAUGCGCCAUCAAGCUUGGAAUCCUUAUGCUAUCUCAACUUACUAGAUUUGUACCAGUAAUAUUCAGUAAAAAUUAUUUAGUUUUGACAUUGUGUUGUAAUCUAAUAUUGUGAUCUGUAACCUUGCAAACAUUGAAUUACAAUUAUUAUUAGUCUGUUGCAGAAUCUUCAAAACUCGCAAUUCAAAUUCCUGCUAAUCUGUUUACUUGCUUUUU